Molecule: messenger RNA, 3117 nt
Organism: Salvelinus fontinalis (brook trout)
Lineage: Eukaryota; Metazoa; Chordata; Actinopteri; Salmoniformes; Salmonidae
Gene: arr3b
Product: arrestin 3b, retinal (X-arrestin)
Exons: 16
Coding region: 1342-2424 (360 amino acids)
Biological process (GO): G protein-coupled receptor internalization; signal transduction; visual perception
Molecular function (GO): G protein-coupled receptor binding
Source: RefSeq, a predicted model, not a curated record
AACAUAACCACAUGAAAGAGUUUUAUUAACUUAACCACAUGAGAGAGUUAAGUAACAUAACCACAUGAAAAAGUUUUAGUAACAUAACCACAUUAAAGAGUUAAGUAACAUAACCACAUUAAAGAGUUAAGUAACAUAACCACAUUAACAUAACCACAUUAAAGAGUUAAGUAACAUAACCACAUUAAAGAGUUUUAUUAACAUAACCACAUGAGAGAGUUUUAGUCACAUAACCACAUGAAAAAGUUAAGUAAGAAAACCACUAUUUGGCACAUAAUUAUCUACUUAGCGGUUCAUGAUAAGAUCUUAAGCAGACACACAGACAGAUACACUGUCACGCCCUGACCAUAGUUUGCUUUGUAUGUUUUAUGCUUUGUUUGGUCAGGGUGUGAUCUGAGUGGGCAUUCUAUGUUGUAUGUCUGGUUUGUCUAUUUCUAUGUGUUUGGCCUGAUAUGGUUCUCAAUCAGAGACAGGUGUUUGCGUUGUCUCUGAUUGGGAACCAUAUUUAGGUAGCCUGUUUUGUAUUGUGGGUUGUGGGUGAUUGUCUAUAUGUAGUGUUUAGUGUCAGCACUAUUUGUUAUAAAGCUUCACGGUCGUCGUUUAUUGUUUUUGUAUUAGUUUCGCAAAGUGUUCUCUUUCUAUUAAAAGCAAGAUGAACACAUACCACGCUGCAUAUUGGUCCUCGGAUCCUUCAAACUUUUCCUCAGGCGAGGAGGAAGAAGACAGCCGUGACAUACAGACAGAUAAAGACAGACAAACAGACACAGAAAAACAGACAGGAAGACACAGACAGAAAGACAGACACAUGGCCUGUAUGCCACAAAUACUCACACUAGGGUGAAAGACUGGUACCCUUUUGGGCGGUGGCAUCGCCAAUGGUAUUUCUAUGCUUCUCUUCUGACUCAUAGUUCAAGCCAAAGCACCACAGAGAAUACAAGCCCAAAGUGGACCCAGACAGCAUAACUCUCCCACAGAGAUGUAGACUGACAAAGGGCAAGACCCUUGUUACAUUAUAUUUCCUGUAAUCCAACCAAAUGCCCUCUACUCUUCACACCCAUUCAUUCAACAACACAUUACUCAGGACCUAAUCCCUUUAAGUCCCCUACUCUGCUUAUUUUGAACCCUGUUGUAUUCCCAAAACAGCAGCCAGCUAAUUAAUUAAUAGGAUUGGGCCUAAAUGUAGUGUCCUAUAACGUGCCGGGGAAGCUGAGGGGAGGGUGGCGAGGUUGAGAGGUCGAGUUAUAAGACCGGAGGACGGGAGGUGAAGGACGCUCACAAACGCUCAGACGAAAGACACAGUCAGGACACUGAGGAGACAACCUAAUCCAAUUCACCACAGACAUGGCAAAAGUCUACAAGAAGACCAGCGGCAACGAAUCGAUUGCUCUCUACCUGGGGAAGAGAGACUUUGUGGACCAUGUGGAGAGUGUUGACGUUGUCGAUGGGGUGAUCAAGGUAGACCCCGCUGAACUUGAAGGCAGGAAAGUAUGGGUGUAUCUGGCAUGCGCCUUCCGUUAUGGUAGUGACGACCUGGAUGUGAUCGGACUGUCAUUCAGAAAAGACAUCUGGGUUAAAAGGAUGCAGAUCUACCCUGUUGUUGACACCAAACCACCCAACACCCCCAUGCAGGAGGCCCUCCUGAAGAAAUGCGGAGACCAAGGCCAUCCCUUCACUUUCACUAUUGAUACCAACCUGCCAUGCUCAGUCGGCCUUCAGCCUGCACCAGAGGAUGCUGGCAAGUCUUGUGGUGUUGACUAUGAGGUGAAAGCAUACAUCGCCAAGGAGGCAGAUGACCCUGAUGAGAAAAUUAGCAAGAAGGACACUUGCCGUCUGAUAAUUCGCAAGAUCCAGUUUGCCCCAGGCAAAGUUGCUGCAGGACCAAAGGCUGACAUCAGCAAGAACUUCAUGAUGUCUGACAAGCCAGUCCACCUGGAGGCCUCCAUAGAGAAGGAGCUCUAUUUCCAUGGAGACCCAAUCCCUGUAAAUGUCAAAAUCAACAAUGAAACCACCAAAGUGGUGAAGAAAAUAAAAAUUACAGUUGAGCAGACAACAGAGGUGUUGCUUUACCAGUCUGAUAAAUAUUCCAAGACGGUUCUUACUGAGGAAUUUGCGGAGGAAAUAAAAGGUGAAUCCACCCUGGAGAAGACGUUCACGGUGAUCCCUCUGCUGUCCAACAACAAAGAGAAGCGUGGUCUGGCCGUGGACGGCAGACUAAAGGAUGAGGAUACCAACCUGGCUUCCACCACAAUCAUCCGUCCUGGCAUGGAUAAAGGAAUGCAGGGAAUCAUGGUCUCUUACAAAAUCAAGGUGAACCUCUUGGUCUCCAGCGGAGGCCUCUUGGGAGGCCUAACAGCCAGUGAUGUCGGAGUAGAAGUCCCCUUGAUAUUGAUGUCCCCCAAACCCGCAGAUGUCCCAGUGGAGUAAAUGCCUCUGUAGCGCAGUACGGAUAUCAAAUUUGAGUAGAUUCCUCAACAGAAGAUGCAGAAGGGCAACAAGGAAGAGAAACCACGACAGACAGCAGACUCAGACACACUUAAAGGCCAACUGACGCCAGAGAAACUAAACACCAAUAGGAAAACACAGAAAACACCCGAGACUAUCAUAAUAUGCAUUUUCUUUUUACUCUCUUCCCACUUAGCACACAAUGGUUGAGUUAACGUUGUUCCCACGUCAUUUCAACUAAAUGACUUUGAACCAACGUGAAAUUGAUGUUUGUGCCCAAACCUUUCUUCAACAUUAAAUCGAUUGAUAAGGGCACAUGCAUUCUACACCAAUCACACACACUGGGAUGAUGUCAUUUCCCAGAUAGACGAGGGAGCUCAGAACCCCCUUUAACGAAACACAUAAAACACAAUUCAUUACUAGCCACUAUAGGUCAACAUGUAAUUUCUAUCGUUUUAAAUGUUUGCCUUUUACAAGUGAACUCUGCAAUAAAGAAUAUAUAAUAACUUGUGCAACAAAAAUUCUAAGCUAUCUCAAAAGGAACAAACUUGUUUUAGUAGCGUUUAUGUGUUAAAUGGAUGGAUGGGCAGCGGUAUGUGGGGACAAGACUGUGCAGGAACCUGAUGGGCGCAAUCUUAAUACAACUGAAAAAUAUUAAAAGAUGUUCACCUCCUA